AUGGCUAAACCAUUAAUUCCAAAUUCAGAUGGGACCCUCAAAAGGGUCCACACCGAAGUUUCGGACUUCUUGUCUUCGGACGAGGAGUCCAUGAAAUCAAAAACGAAUGUGAAGAAAUCCAAAGUGAUUUCUUCACAACAUUGGCCAAGGUUUCUCGUCAUCAGCUCCACUGAUGAUGGGACCUUGAAUAAACUAUCUCCUUUUGCAAUUGAAAAGGCAAUCGUUGGCUUGGCUGGUGAGCCAAAAUCCGUUAAAAAAAUAAAAAAUGGGCUGUUGGUUGAAUGUUCAACCGACAAGCAUUCAACUUGCCUCCUCAAGUCAACAGUUUUUUGUAACGUGCCGAUUAAGGUGACUCCGCAUACCUCCCUCAACUCGUCAAAGGGAGUGAUCAGAUGCAGAGAUUUGGAAGGUGUUACUGAAGACGAAAUCUGCGAAAAUUUAAGUUCUCCGGGUGUUACUGCGGUGAGGAGGAUAAAGGUUCGUCGAAACAAUAACUUGUUACCGACGAAUACUUGUAUCCUCACCUUUAACGUCCCUACCCUUCCUCAAUCUGUCAAAGCCGGUUACCUUAAUAUUCCUGUUGAGCCCUUUAUUCCAAACCCCUUGCGUUGCUUCAAAUGCCAGAGGUUUGGCCAUGGUCUGAACGCAUGUCGUGGAAAACUUACAUGUGCUCGUUGUGGUCUGUUUGAUCAUGACAGCAAGACAUGUAAGAACGAUAUACUUAGUCUCAACUGCAAGGGCAAUCACUGCGCAUACUCGCGAGAGUGUCCGCGGUGGAAGCUGGAAAAAAAGAGUUCAACAGGUAAAGGUACAAAAUAA
Gigantopelta aegis is the source of this 819-nucleotide messenger RNA. RefSeq lists its product as uncharacterized. The transcript has a single exon. Lineage: Eukaryota; Metazoa; Mollusca; Gastropoda; Neomphalida; Peltospiridae. Gene Ontology annotation, molecular function: zinc ion binding; nucleic acid binding. Bases 1 to 819 code for a protein of 272 amino acids. The record is from RefSeq and is a predicted model, not a curated record.